GAGUCGCCGUUGCCUUUGCUCUUGUUUUAACUCUGAAUAGUCGAUGGAUCUCAAGUUGUCGACCCACAUUGGCUUGUUUGUGACAUAUCCUUGAUUUAAUUCAAUCAAUUUUUUCUAUCUUUUCGAUAGCCGACAGAACUCACGAGAUUCUCCCAAAUUACCACUUUGAGACUUAUCACAUGGGGACGCCGUCAAAGCCCAUCCAGGUAUUUAAACGUUAUCAGUGGAUCCAUUACAUCGGAAAUGAGUGAUAACCUCCACCUUCUAUAUCCCUGAGCUUUACCUAUCAACCAGCCCUAUAAUACUAUUGUCGUCGACACAUCGCCUUCUUAUAUCCAUCAACCAGAUGGCACCGUCUAUAGUACAUUUGCCAGACGGCCAGAGCUUCACAGUUCAGCCUGUCUUCUCUGGCCUAUUUUUCAAAUCCAACGAAUUGAAUAACCACGCACCAUUUCCCGCUGGUUGGACCGUUGUCUUACAUAGCGAAGAUAAUCCCGAAGACCAACUACACAAUCUCACUUUCCAAGAUGAGGACAAUGAACCACGUUCUAGACGAAGUCAUAUUCAUAGGUAUAGCCAGCCGACUUUGCAGAAUGACACCAUCUUCAUCUCGUCUAUCUCAAGCCCCUCGAGCAGUGAAUUCAAACCCCACGCCAGUCAGUCGCGGCAAAUAGCUAUGAUGAUGUGGGUAUCGCUUUACUGGUAUUUCCAGCAGCCUGAACCAUCGCCAUAUAUCUUGACUGAACAGUCAAAAUAUGCUCCACCAGAGGCAAGACCCAGAGGCGAGUGGCGCAUCCGAAUUAAAAGAGAGGGUGUCCUGCGCACACGAAACAUGAUCCCAAAGCUGGAGAGGAUGGGCUUGAUAUCAACUCUGGAUUCGGCUGUCGGACAGAGCUCUAGCGAUCACAACCAUGGAUGGGAUCACAUGUUUGUUACUCGACGCAUGUUCUGGCAGAUCCACACCGGCCUGUUUCUCUUUUCCCUGCAGCCGUUGAAGCACAGCUCCUAUCCUGGAACGCCGAACAGCAGCCGCCCUACUUCGCCAGUCAGAAGUGAAACAGGUCAACUAUCGUCCUUAUCCAAUGCCUUAACCCCAGAGCCACCAUCUUCCCCUAUUGGGCCAUAUCAUUCAUCGUCUCAUCUGCCAACCUACUACCCUCCGGCGCCAUUGCAGUAUAUCCUAACCAAUAAUGUUCGGCAUCCGCUGCGACAGAAGCCACCGCACAUGGGCGAGGUCUUCUAUACACGGUUCAUACCGAGUGUGGGAAAGUACCUUUCAUUCCGCGUGGCGUCACUUUCCCCAAAGCCUGUACCAUGUCUUGGGCCCGUCGGACCAAGUGAAAAGGAGAACGCCCACCUAAAUACCUUGUCCGACUGUUCACUCCUCCAGAUGUGGCUGUCAAACCCCAGAGUUGCAUCAUUCUGGGGUGAGUACCAGCCUAACUUUCUCUCCAAUGCUCUACAGUCACGUCAUUCGUUUCCGGCUAUCGGGAUGUGGGAUGGUGUACCUUUCGGAUACUUCGAAAUCUACUGGAUAAAGGAGGAUCAUCUAGGCCGCUACAUGGGCAAUGACGUCCAGGACUUCGACCGGGGAAUACAUGUAUUCAUCGGGGAAGAAUGGGCUAGAGGGAGGGUGCAACAGUGGCUUUCGAGUCUUGUCCAUUGGUGCUUCCAGGCAGAUUACCGCACAAUGAACAUUUGUCUUGAGCCUAGAGUUGAUAACGCAAGAUUUAUCCAGCACCUCCAAUACGGAGGUUUCGCGAAGGAAAGGGAAUUAUCAUUUCCACAUAAGAGAGCAUGGCUAUGCCGACUUCGAAGAGAUGCCUGGGAGGGACCAGCUAUGUGAGGACGGAACGCUGGUUUGUCGUACCGACGAUUUAAUUACUUCUGCAUAUAGUGGCGUGGUCAUACGACCUGUACGCAUUCCAAGCGAGCGGCCGAUGCAUGUGUUUUCGUGAAAGGCGCCUAUGCAUAUGCGCCUAGAGAAAAAGCGAUGAUUUGGACUUGCUUUUUAGACCCGUCUUGAUUUCAGCUCUCGACAAUGCUAACGAAUUGAGAGCUCUCAUUUUUACACAAGACAGCGCUAGGCAGACGGCGAAUGAUCCAACAAGAAGCUGCUUAGGUCAAUUCAGCUAUGAUUAGAAUACACACCAAUAAUGACCAAAGCAAAGAUGCACAUUCAUGUUCUUAACAGCAACUCAAGACUCGCGUCGUCGGUUGACUCCUAGUUUGUUUCUAAGUCUCGUGAAACGUCACUCAUGCACGCUCCCGAUAUUUGCAUACCUGUCCGUGGAUAACGCGGGCUAGGCAGGUCGGGACCGAGGAGCUCGGGGCUAAGACAGUGGCGUAGGCCGCUCUUAAUUAUAUUGACUUCAUCGAUAGGGUUGGGACGCUGCCUUCGUCGUUUCACU
Annulohypoxylon truncatum is the source of this 2411-nucleotide messenger RNA. RefSeq names its product acyl-CoA N-acyltransferase. NCBI's taxonomy places the organism in Eukaryota, Fungi, Ascomycota, Sordariomycetes, Xylariales, Hypoxylaceae. Gene Ontology annotation, biological process: siderophore biosynthetic process. The transcript is spliced from 2 exons. The coding region runs from base 347 to 1846 and encodes 499 amino acids. The record is from RefSeq and is a predicted model, not a curated record.